UUUCAUUCUCGUUCUAAUCUUUCCAUGCCCUCUUCGUAUGUUUCUCUCAGGUCACCAUUGAAUGGCCAUUAUACCACUUCACCAACUCUUUCUCCACGAGAUUCACGCGACUCAGAAGAUUCUCUAAGGAACCUCGAGAUUUCGGAAGGUCCCCUUGCCGCACCGCCGUCGUAUGGACGAGGGCGAUCAUAUUCUGUCAAUGGAUUCGAUUUCCAGCAAGAUCUUCUGCCUCUAAGUGCGAGCUUGACAGAUCCUGAACUGGUAGCCAGUGAAUCCGGCGACAAGAAUAUAGGGUUGCUCAAUGGGAUUGCUCUUGUCGUUGGACUUCAGAUAGGAUCAGGAAUAUUCUCGUCACCGGGUGUUGUGGUUGCGAAUACGAACACUGUUGGUGCAAGUCUGGCCGUUUGGCUCGCGUCUGGUCUAUUAGCAUGGACUGGAGCAAGUAGUUUUGCGGAACUGGGAUCCGCAAUACCGCAAAAUGGUGGCGCGCAAGCCUAUUUAUCGUAUGCCUAUGGACCCCUCAUCUCGUAUCUCUUCGCGUGGACUGCCAUAAUCGGACUUAAACCUGGUGGUAAUGCAGUGAUCAGCCUUAUUUUCGCAGAGUACAUCAAUCGGAUAUUUUGGCAUACUACGCGGUCUGAGGUAUCGCCGGAUGAUAUUCCUGACUGGGCCAUCAAACUUACUGCAAUAGGCGCAGUAUUGGCUGUAACUCUGUUAUGCAUCUGGACGCGUAAAUUGGGUGCCCGUGUCGCAGUCGUGUUCACUAGCGUAAAAGUAGCCGCUUUAAUCUCGAUUACAGCAUUAGGCAUAAUUCAGCUCGCUCGCGGAAGAGCCGCGGAGUCUUUCAAGAAGCCAUGGUUUGAAGGAUCCAGCAAGAGUCCGUCUGCUUAUUCGUUAGCGCUCUACUCGGGUCUAUGGGCUUUCGACGGCUGGGACCAGGCAAACUAUGUGGGAGGGGAGAUGCAUAAUCCCGAAAAGAAUAUUCCUCGGACUAUACAUUCUAGCAUGGCUAUCGUCACGGUGUUAUUUCUACUGGCCAAUAUCUCCUACUUUGUGGUUCUAGAUAAGGAUCUUGUCGGUCUGAGCAAUACAGUUGCCAUGGACUUUGGACGGGCAUUGUUUGGACCCAUAGGAGGGACUGUUUUUGCCUUUAUGGUAGCAUUCUCAUGUUUUGGUGCUCUAAAUGGAUCAUUCUUCACAUCCUCACGUCUCAUUUACGCCGCCGGUAGAGAACGGUAUCUUCCUUCUCUUUUUGGGCGACUGCACACGACUAGGAAGACCCCUUUGAAUGCCACGUUGUUGCAAACAGCCAUUACUACCGCUUUCAUCCUUGUGGGCGGCGGGUUUCGUUCUCUCAUAAACUUCUCUGUUGUUGCGUCGUGGGGAUUCUAUUUUCUCACUGUUCUGGGACUAGUUAUUCUACGGGUGAAGGAACCAGCGCUAGAAAGACCUUACAAGACAUGGAUAAUAACACCGUUGAUAUUUUGUGCGGUCGCAUUGUUUCUCAUUUGCAUGCCAGUUAUCGCUGCGCCAUUACCCGCAAUCGCAGUUCUAGGCUUUGUGGUUGCCGGCAUUCCCGUGUACUACAUCACACACCGAAGAGAUAAAGAUUCACUACGGAUAUUUGCUUGGAUUUAUCCUUGUUUUGACCGGUUACGAGGAGGACCACGCGCAAGCGAUGGUUGGCAGGCGGUAGCAACCGAAGGAGACGAGCAGAUGGAGAUGGUUGAAGGACGAGGUUCUCACCGAUGACCCUGGUUGUAUAAUAUAUAUAGAGGCUUAAUGACGGAUAUUUGUGGGCGAGAAGGUCCUCCGUAUGUCGUAUCACAUUCACAGGGGUACGCUGUGAUUUGCUCGCAGUUUCCCCGUUCCCGACAAUGACCCUGAAACGAUGCGUCCGUCGUACCCAAAGAAAGUGCUGGCAUGGGUACAAUCCUGAUAUAUGCCAUGGACAUGAUUCGUAAUGUGACGAUUCCGAAUGCGGGUCAGAUCGAUGACGCGAUCUGAUGGUGAGUCUG
This is a messenger RNA of Desarmillaria tabescens, 2018 nucleotides long. Its product is annotated as L-methionine transporter. NCBI's taxonomy places the organism in Eukaryota, Fungi, Basidiomycota, Agaricomycetes, Agaricales, Physalacriaceae. The record is from RefSeq and is a predicted model, not a curated record. Bases 25 to 1752 code for a protein of 575 amino acids. The transcript is spliced from 16 exons. Gene Ontology annotation, biological process: amino acid transmembrane transport. Gene Ontology annotation, molecular function: L-amino acid transmembrane transporter activity. Gene Ontology annotation, cellular component: membrane.